Microthlaspi erraticum is the source of this 1269-nucleotide messenger RNA. The record is from the annotation of a GenBank genome assembly. NCBI's taxonomy places the organism in Eukaryota, Viridiplantae, Streptophyta, Magnoliopsida, Brassicales, Brassicaceae.
AUGGCGAGCAGAGCCUACGCUCACUACCACCACGCCGAUGCCUGCAGCAAAGCUCGCUGGAACGCCAGAGAGACCUACCGGUUUAUGUACGAUAGGCCUUGGCAACAUGUCCUUGACUUGUACUCAAAUGCAGUGCAAGGGAAAUUUUCAGUCUUGCAAUUGUUUGAGCCCAAAAGAACUUUGGUCCAUGAUGAUGGGAAAACCGAAGAGAAGCCUCUUGAAGCUGAAAUGGAGACUUCUACUAGAAAAGAUGGGAGGACAGGGAGAUGGGAAAGAGUGAAUUUUAAGAUAGUGCUUUCGUACAAUGGAGCUUCUUUUGAUGGAUGGCAGAAACAGCCUGACCUUCACACUGUUCAAAGUGUAGUAGAGAAGUCUCUCGGGGGAUUUGUUGAUGAAAGGAAAGCUCAACUGCUCAAGAAGAAAUGUAAACCAUUAGAAGGCCGUGUACUUGUUGCUGGAAGAACCGACAAAGGAGUGUCUGCGCUUAAUCAAGUUUGUUCUUUCUAUACCUGGAGAAAAGACAUUGAAACCAUUGAAAUUGAAGAUGCUAUCAAUAAAGAUGCUUCUGGGAAACUUAGGGUUGUGUCAAUCUCUAAGGUUUCCCGAGCAUUUCACCCAAAUUUCUCUGCAAAAUGGAGGCGUUACUUGUAUAUCUUUCCCUUGGAUAAUGCUGAGCCAUUGUGCGAGAGUGGCAAGAAUAGUGAUAAUUUGAUCUUUGAUGAGAGCCACGGAAAGAAAACAAAUGGGCUCUUAAGUGAAGAGAAAACAGAAGUAGGAAUUUUGAGCGAGGAGGAUGAGCUUGAAACUGAGGAGAUCACAAAGGUGAAUGGGCUUGAAGAAGUCGAAAAGCCGAGCGACUUCAGUGUAAGCAAGGUUGAUCAACUUUUACAGCAGCUUCAAGGAAAAGUAUUAUCCUACAAGAUGUUUGCGCGUGAUACAAAAGCUGCAAGAAACGAAGGUCCACCUACAGAAUGUCUCAUGUACCAUGCACGGGCAGCCGAAAUUAGAUUGGCCUCUUCUGAGCAUGUGGAAGGAAGAAGAGUGAUGUGCGUUGAGCUUGUUGCUAACAGAUUUCUCCGCAAGAUGGUUCGAGUUCUUGUGGCAACAACAAUCCGAGAAGCUGCAGCUGGUGCAGAAAACGAUGCAUUGUUAAAGCUGAUGGAAGCUUCAUGCAGACGAGCCACAGCUCCUCCAGCUCCAUCAGAAGGUCUCUGUCUGUUCGACGUUGGUUAUUCUGACUUUGACCCUCAAACUUCUCUCAUUUCUUGA